Ailuropoda melanoleuca (giant panda) is the source of this 3280-nucleotide messenger RNA. RefSeq names its product interferon alpha and beta receptor subunit 2 (gene IFNAR2). Lineage: Eukaryota; Metazoa; Chordata; Mammalia; Carnivora; Ursidae. The coding region runs from base 258 to 1820 and encodes 520 amino acids. Gene Ontology annotation, molecular function: type I interferon receptor activity; protein binding; interleukin-22 receptor activity. Gene Ontology annotation, cellular component: plasma membrane. Gene Ontology annotation, biological process: type I interferon-mediated signaling pathway. The record is from RefSeq and is a predicted model, not a curated record. The transcript has 10 exons.
CGCGCCCGCCGCCACAGCAGCCAGGGCCGCCUGCAGCGCACAUCCAGACCGGGGGCGCCGGAGGCGGAGGGGCGGGGGCGCAGGCGGAGGCCCAGAGGCUGGCACCCCUGCGGGGAGCGGCGAGCCGACCCAGCCGAGGAGGAGUUGGAAUUCAGGGAAGAAUCACUUUACCCCAUAGGGUCCACUUGAGCCGGGCCCUGAAAAUCAACGGUGUUGACGGUUCAGAGAUGUGAAAGUAAAGAAAAGACUUCACCAAGAUGCUUUGGAGCCAGAAUGCUUCCCCGAUUAGACCACAGAAUCUGUAUCUCGUGGUGUAUAUCAGCCUCAUGUUUGGUGUAUUAUCUUCGUUGCCUGAUUUGUCAGAUCAAUCUUGCACUUUCAAGGUGACAUUACGCAAUUUCCGGGUCAUCUUAUCAUGGGAAUUAAAAAACCAUUCGAUUGUACCAGAUCGCUAUACAUUACAGUACCUGGUCAUAAGUAUACCAGACCACAUGAAGACUGUGGAGCACUGUUCAAAUAUCACAGCAUCGUUUUGUGACCUAACGGAUGUGUGGGACGUCCUGUCCGAGACGUAUGCUGUCACAGUUGAUGGAUUCAGAGGGAACACAACGCUGGUCACGUGUUUCAUCGAUUUCUUCCUGGCAACACACAUAUCUUUGGAACCGCCAGAAUUUGAUAUUGUUGACUUUACCGACCACAUUAAUGUCAAUGUGAAUUUUCCACCCGUCAUUCCCAAGAUACUAGAUGGCAAAGUAUUACAGUUUUACUUACCACUCAUCAUUGAAGAACAGUCAGGGGGGAUUGUCAAGAAGUAUAACCCCACACUAGAUGAAAAUGUCACUGGAAAUUUCACUUACGUCAUCGACAACUUACUUCCAAACACAAACUACUGUAUAUCUGUUUAUUUUAAGCAUAGAAAUCUGGAAGAAAUACAUAGAUCCCCAGUAAAAUGCACCCUCCUUCCACCUGCACAGGACACAGGAUCAUCAGAAUCAGCCAAGAUAGGAGGAAUAAUUACUAUAUUUUUAAUAGCUGCUGUCUUCAUAAGCACCAUUCUAAUACUGAAACGGGUUGGUUAUAUAUGCUUAAGAAAUGAUUGCCCCAACGUUUUGAAUUUUCAUAACAUGUCAUCUUGGGUAUUCCCUGAGAUGCCACCAUUGGAAGCAGUGGCUUUCGUGGAGGUGAUUCACACUAACAGAAAGAAGAAAGUGUGGAAUUACAAUUACGACGACGAAAGUGACAGCAAUGAUGAAACAGCAGCCCCUCUGACAAACACAGGUGGCUACACCAAGCACGGGCUGGUGGGUGGGCUUCUGGGUCCCACCUCUGCCUCCUCGGCCACCUGGGAGGACUGCCUGGAGCCCUACACUGAGGAGCGUGACCUGUCCGAGCCAGAGGCUGACACUGAGCCCCUGAUGGCACUGGGGCCCAAGCCCGGGGGGUCAGAAUGCACCAGUGGGGCCCACGAGGGGAGAGGGAAGCUGCUGCAGGACCCCUUUUCUGAGGAGGACAGCAGCUCCACUGAAGAGUCUGGGGACAAAAUCAUCUUCAAUGUAAAUUUAAGCUCUGUGUUCGUGAGCGCCCUCGAUGAUGACGGCUCGGAAGGCCCUCCAGCGUCACCAUGUUUUCCAGAAGAGACAUACAACCUAGAGGAUUCCCACAGACUGGAAACAAGUUUUCUGGAGGCCCCUGGGGAAGGGACACAGCCAUCCUUCCCCACACCCUCUGCAGAGUGUCCGUGGCCUGAAGACGUGCUUUCCGAUAUAAGUGACAGUUCUGAGUCAGGUGUUGACACUGGGGAUGGCUAUAUAAUGAGAUGAACCCCCCAAAUAUUUAAUUAACGUGGACCGACAAAUACCUCCAGGGUUUCCCUCCCUGCACCGUCACUUUCUCCUCUGUGGUCUGCAAGUGUUCCAGAGGGAACGUGUUGGAGACCACAGUUGCCUCCUCCAGGGUUCCUGGUGACGUCAUCUAUGCAAAUUUCAUGCAAGUUACCAAUAUGGGAGGGGAGUCCUAAGGCGACCAGGGUAUCCUUCAGUGCAUUGUUUACCUGUUCUGGGUGGUUUUCAGGGGUGGUCCAGGGCCCUGCAAGAUUUCUGGGAAAUAAUGAAAUUAGCCAGGGUGGGAGCGGGAAGAGAAAAGAAAGACACUCAUUCAGCGGGGUUCGGAGCAGGAGCAGUCAGCAGUGUUGAGUCCAGCAGGCUCAAGGAAGGAGCCAGAAAGCAGGCAGGAAAAGAGAAGGAAGGGAAGGCAGCCAGAGGGAAAGGCAGGGGACCCACAAAGAAACAGAAGCACAUGUUGGAAGGAGGGAAGGUCCAGCCCAGUGUUGAGCUCCUCGCACAUGUCGUAUUCUGUCACCUACACGCAGAGAAUUCAACACUUGCCCAGCCCUCCUUAAUUUGAGUGAGGAAGACAAACUCAAACACAUAAAUAACUCUAGUGUCAGGCAGGUGACUAAUAGGAAACAUUCGCAUGAGAGAGGGGGAUAGAAUCUCAGUGCCAAAUUUUAAAAUUAAAAAAAAAAAGAGCGAGAGAACAAAUGCAAAAUUGUUUCAAGGUCUUCAGAAGAAAUAAGACACAAAAUUCCUGGAGAGCCUAUUUAACAGUCGAAGAAGUGCUGUGUGCCCUGAUUCCAAGUGUCCUAUGUGUGACCAGAGUGGAAGUGGGGAGGCAGAAGGGAAGUUCUAGAACAUCGUAGCAAAUCAGACAAGAACUGGGACUCAGGUCUGACUCUGCUGCUAUUUCCCUGUGUGACCUUGGGUACUUUGCUUAGCCUCUCUGAGCCUCACUUUCUUCAUUUAAGAAAUAAGGGGAUUGAACUAGGUAAUCUCCAAGAUCCAGUGGUGCUAGGAGAAAUAUUAGAAAAUACAGCAAGGAAGACUCUGGUGGGGGUGCUACAACCCUGAGAGGCCCCCAGGGUGAAUCAAAUGUGUGGGACCUCCUAUCUCAUUCCCCUCGCCCCAAGAGCAGGCUUCUCAGACAAUAAUGAGUUCAAGGACUUGGAAGAGAUUAUUUUUAUAACUGUUCUAAAGUAACUCAAAGGAGAGGGAUGUGAGAGGUGAAGGGGUUAUUUAAUGACCUGAUGAAAUCCCAUAGGGACUUUGUCCUGUGAAGAGUCCAAUUCUCUGCCCUCUUAAAUCAUCUCUCAUAUUUUGAAAGCUUUCCAGAGUGCUGUUUUGGAAUGCGCUUUUUAUGGCUGCUUUUACGUGUGUGUAUGUGUGGGUUUAAAUUUUGUAUAAUUGUCUGAAGUUGGUGAAGGAUAAAUACUUUUUAAUACAAA